GCGGCUGGGAACAAUCGUCAGCAAAAAUAAAUUCGUUCUCAGCCGCGAAGAAAUUUAUUACACUAACUGGUACAGUUGUUCAGUCUGGAAGCAGAGAGUUCAAGCAUGAGUUUAUUUGUGAUUCUGGAGCAGAGGUUUCAGUUAUUCCAACGGCGUUAGCACAAGAACAUUACAUGAAAAUUCAACCAACUACACGUCACGUAGAGAUGGCUAAUGGGACACACGCAGAAUGCAGAGGUGUGGUUCAAACAUCAGUUACGGUAGGGACAAAUAGUUGUAUAUUGAGUUUUUUUGUGGUAAGUGGUGUUCAAAACGGGAUUCUGGGCUUGGACUCUUUGGGAAAAUUGGGUGUAUCGUUGAACACAGGAAAAAAAUUGGCAACAAUAGAUGGGGCCCAACCUGUGUUACAACCGGAAGUAGAUACCCCUCAGGAAAUGCUAAAGUGUUGCUACAUACGAGUUGCGGAAAGUCGUGAUAUUAAGCCAUUUGAAGAAAUAUUCAUUUGGGGUAAAUUGGAAAAUAAGAAUGAAAAAUUUACUAGAGAUUCGUAUAUCGAAGGUACGGAACAUUUUCAGCAGAGAACUGGGCUUCUUACAGCCCCGAUAAAGAUUUCGGCAGAAAUGAUGAACGAUGAAAGUAAAAUCCCCAUAUGCGUACUAAAUACCACUGAUAAAUCAAUCAGAGUUUAUAGAGAACAAACUGCGGCCACAAUUCAGGAACUGCCAAGUACCCAAAACAUAGGACAUAUUUCAGAGUCAAAUAUGGGGGGAAAUAAUCCAUCAUCACAAUAUGACCCAGUUCCAGAAGUAUCAGUUGGUGAACAAUUGACAACACAACAAAGAGAAAACCUAGAAGUUUUAAUUCGAAAAAAUACACAAGUUUUCGACUACCCAGGAAACAGUGGGUUCACCACAACAAUAGAGCACACAAUACCCACAGCCGUAUCUGAUCCAAUUGUGUGCCACCCCAGACGACACAACCUGGGGUUAACACAAAAAAAUAAUGAAGCAGUAGGAAACCAUGUAAAGUCGGGACAUUUGACACCCUCUAAGUCCCCUUGGGCAUUUCCAAUUGUACCUGUAUUGAAACCAGAUAAAACAGUUCGAUUGUGUGUAGACUACAGACCACUUAACAAAAUUACCCAGAAUGAACCAUAUCCAACUGGAAAUUUGCAAGAGGUUCUAGACAAUCUAUCAGGUGCUAACUAUUUUAGUGUUAUUGACUUGGCCCAAGGUUAUUUGCAGGUCCCACUGGCCAAGGAAGAUCGACCAAAGACAGCGUUUCGAUCACCUACUGGGGUUUGGGAAUGGACAAGAAUGCCAUAUGGUUUAAAAGGAAGUCCGGCAACUUUUUCUCGGUUGAUGCAGAAGGUUCUAGGACACAUUCCACCACAUCGGUUGGCAUUGUACAUGGAUGAUAUCUGUAUUAUUAGCAAAACGUUUGAGGAACAUUUAGUAAAUCUCCAGGGAGUAUUUGAUGCAUUGCGACAGCAUGGAUUACGAGUUAAGCUAAGAAAUGUGCUUUCGCAAUGA
Paramuricea clavata is the source of this 1532-nucleotide messenger RNA. Lineage: Eukaryota; Metazoa; Cnidaria; Anthozoa; Malacalcyonacea; Plexauridae. The record is from the annotation of a GenBank genome assembly.